AUGUCAUUGGGGUGGACACUAGCUGCCCUUUUGCUCUCUGCGGGUGUCCGUGCCCUGCCUCAAACCACCAAAGUGAUUGAAUGGAAGCCUUGCCCUGAACUCAACGAAGAAAUCUUCAAAGAAAUAGGCCAGGAGGGUGUACCCUUCGACUGCGCAACACUACCCGUCCCACUCGACUACGCAGACCCCGACUCGGAGAAGCUCGAGCUUUCUCUCUUCAGAAUCAAUGCCACCAAGCAACCCGCCCUGGGCACCGUCCUGUACAACCCUGGCGGCCCAGGGGGGACAGGAGCCCAGAACCUACCCUAUGAUGGCCCCCAGCAUAUAGCGAAUAUGGGAGGACAGUUCAACAUGGUCGCUUUCGAUCCCCGUGGCACAGGAAACACGAUUCCAUUCAACUGCACUCCGGAAGACGGUUCGUCCCUGAAAAGACGCGAGAGUGACUCUCUAGUCAGUACAAAUGUCACCGAACGCUUCUUUCACGGUGGAUGGGAUAAUGCUGUCACCCGGGCAGAGCUGUGUUAUACUACCAAUAACAAGACCGGACAGUUCCUGGGCACCACGUCCGCUGCCCGUGAUAUGCUCGCCAUCGUCAAUGCUCUUGGAGAGGACGGCUUGUUACGGUAUUACGGCUGGUCUUACGGUACGGCUUUGGGAGAAUACUUUGCCGCCAUGUUCCCCGAGCGCGUUGACCGCAUGCUCCUCGACGGCGUUUUGGACCCCAACAUCUGGAAAUUGGGCCACCGCGGCAAUUACCUUGUCGACGCCGAUGCGGCAUUGGAAGGAUUCGCGGAAGAGUGUGCCAAAAACAAGAACGACUGCGCAAUUGUCAAUGCAACUGGUGCGACGAAUGCCAGUGAGAUUUUCGAAUGGGUCAACACGCUACUGGAGCCGCUGGCAAAGAAUGCGACAUCCUCUGAGGAAGCAUGGCAAGUGUAUUAUGCCAUCAAGCAGUACACUCUCAGCCGGCUCUAUUGGCCGUAUAGGUUCCCAGCGUUGGCGGAGGCUAUCGUCCUUUUAUCUCAAGGCAAUACUAGUACGAUACUGGGAAGCACACUAGGUCAGACAAAGGGAUACAACCAUGGCCCGGAUUCAGCCGACGGCAUUCGCUGCAGUGACGCCACUUUCCAAAUUUCUUCACCAGAAGACUAUCUGCCUCAACUCGAAUACCAAGCCGGCAUUAGUGAAAGCUUCUCUGACGUUGGGUACGAAGCUCUUUGGACUUGUGCGGCCUGGAAGAUGCCCAACAAGGGCCGCUACGUGGGAAACUUCACCGCGAAGACCAAGACUCCCAUUCUGUUCGUCAACGGCGAAUACGACGUCACCACGCCCAUCGAGGGUGCCUACAACGCCAGCCGCGCCUUCGAAGGCAGCGUGGUGCUCCCUCAUUCUGGCUAUGGACACGGCCUGCUUGCUAGCCCUUCCAAAUGCGUCGCGAAGUAUAUCACAGCGUACUUUGUCAACGGCACUUUACCUGAGCCGGACACGCAUUGUAAGCCGGACUUGGGACCAUGGGAAGCCGCGAAGGCGAUGGAAGAAACUGCUUCACAAUCUGGAUAG
Messenger RNA from Rhinocladiella mackenziei CBS 650.93, 1560 nucleotides. RefSeq lists its product as uncharacterized. The record is from RefSeq and is a predicted model, not a curated record. The transcript has a single exon. NCBI's taxonomy places the organism in Eukaryota, Fungi, Ascomycota, Eurotiomycetes, Chaetothyriales, Herpotrichiellaceae. The coding region runs from base 1 to 1560 and encodes 519 amino acids.